Molecule: messenger RNA, 1568 nt
Organism: Engraulis encrasicolus (European anchovy)
Lineage: Eukaryota; Metazoa; Chordata; Actinopteri; Clupeiformes; Engraulidae
Gene: pdxkb
Product: pyridoxal (pyridoxine, vitamin B6) kinase b
Exons: 10
Coding region: 681-1568 (295 amino acids)
Biological process (GO): pyridoxal 5'-phosphate salvage
Cellular component (GO): cytosol
Molecular function (GO): pyridoxal kinase activity
Source: RefSeq, a predicted model, not a curated record
GUUGUCUGGAGAUGUAUUUCAUAGCGCGACACCUUUUGACGAAGGACCCGACUUCCGGUUUGCAUUUCAAGACGCCUGUGGAUGCACUUGUCUUCGCUACAAAUACCAAGUCCAGUUUUUUAUUCCAUGUAUUCAUGGUGCUGGUUGUGUGCGUUUUCCCCACGUUUUAAUUUCAACCACGGUCAUGUUAGUUAGUUUUGAAAAAGGACAUCGCUGUUAAUCAUGCACUACUACUGUAGCUAAUUCCCUCGGAUGAAUUUCAAUAACCAUAAGCCUACCCGCCUACCAGGGAGGCAAUCGUCUCCACACCGAAAAUAAGAAAAUAAUUCAGUCCUACAGAGUUUACAGUGAGUUUACAGGUCACGAAUGACAACAUUUCUGUUAAACAAAUCAGCUACACUGUAACCCCGUGAUGUCAGUGCUUGUAGGCAGCCUUGGCGAACGCCUGACGAAAUUUUGUUUGGUUUGUCAAUGAGUGUUUCCCUUGCCUCUCCGUGUUGCAUGCCCUUCACUCUCUGGAUAUCUGGGCUCUUAUCAUUUCCGAAUCGCGGAUUUUCACUUCGGGAUUAAAGUCACCGCCUGCUGCCUCGCUCGCAGCUCGUGACAUCUAAGACAAGACCGCGAGGGAUUCGUUCGGGUGGCUCUCGUGCAGAGGACAUCUGGACAACUUUGUGCACGAGAUGGAAUGCAGAGUGUUGUCGAUCCAGAGUCACGUCGUGAGGGGGUACGUCGGGAACAAAUCGGCUUCAUUUCCACUACAGGUUUUGGGCUUUGAGGUGGACUCCAUCAACUCAGUACAGUUUUCAAACCACACAGGUUAUUCCCAUUGGAAGGGCCAGGUGCUGACAGCAGAUGAGCUCCACGUGCUUUAUGAAGGAAUCAAGCUCAACAAUGUCAACCACUACGACUACGUACUCACAGGCUACACCAGAGACACCUCGUUUCUGGAGAUGGUGGUGGACAUCGUACAGGAGCUGAAGAGGGCCAAUCCCAACCUCGUCUACGUGUGUGAUCCUGUUCUUGGAGAUCACGGCUCCAUGUAUGUUCCCCAGAACCUGCAUCCUGUCUACAAGAACAAGGUGGUCCCUGUAGCCGACAUCAUCACCCCCAACCAGUUCGAGGCCGAGUUGUUAACUGGGAAGAACAUUAGCACAGAGAAGGAUGCAGUGGAGGUGAUGGAUCUUCUGCAUCAGAUGGGUCCAGACACGGUGGUGAUCACCAGCUCAGACCUGCCCUCACGACUCGGGGAUCGCUUCCUGGUCUCACUCGGGAGCCAGAGGAUCGUGAUGCCGGACGGCUCUCGUAAGACGCAGCGUAUCCGGCUGGAGGUGCACAAGGUGGACGCCGUCUUCGUGGGCACCGGAGACCUCUUCGCCGCCAUGCUGCUCGCAUGGACACACCACUACCCCACCGACCUGAAGGUGCUAUGGACAUACUAUUCCGGAGAGGCGCGAGGUGUUGUGCAUCCUCCCAGCCCUCGCACGCAGCACCUGAACAGAACGCAGCGGCCCGCUAGUUCACCUCAAGCGCCCCCUGGUGUCAGCGCGGAGGAGUGGCAGAAGGUAUGA